Messenger RNA from Manduca sexta (tobacco hornworm), 1392 nucleotides. It is a transcript of the gene CPR34, whose product is annotated as endocuticle structural glycoprotein SgAbd-8. The transcript is spliced from 4 exons. The record is from RefSeq and is a predicted model, not a curated record. The coding region runs from base 91 to 714 and encodes 207 amino acids. Gene Ontology annotation, cellular component: chitin-based extracellular matrix. Lineage: Eukaryota; Metazoa; Arthropoda; Insecta; Lepidoptera; Sphingidae. Gene Ontology annotation, molecular function: structural constituent of chitin-based larval cuticle.
AUAAAAGCGAGCGCACUACUACCACUCUGACAUAGUUCACGACACUCCACGUACCACGUCGCUGCCGCACGUCACCACACAUACACAACAAUGAGGCUGCUGGUCGUGAUUUCUGCACUCUUGGCCCUUACGACGGCUCUUCCACAAAGAAGAGUAUCGUUGAAGCCUGAUCAGGAAAUCGAAGAUCAACAACCGGCGGAACAGAAUUACAACAAUUACCAACAGCAGCCUCAGGAGUACAGACAGGCCAAGGCCGUCGAAGACUUCAGGCCCAAGGUGCAGCUAGACACUACCACCUUCAUCCCCAUCAUCCGCUUCGACAAAGAACAGGGAACUGAUGGAAGCUACAAGACUGCAUACGAAACUGGUAACAACAUCCAGGCUCAAGAGGAAGGUUUCCUGAAGAAUGUUGGCGAGAACCAGGACACUCCUGCCCUUGUGCAGCAUGGUUCUUACACCUACACCGCCCCUGACGGCCAGGUCAUCACCGUUGAGUACACCGCCGACGAGUUCGGAUUCAGAGUAUCUGGUGACCACAUCCCCACUCCACCCCCAGUUUCCCCUGAAAUCCAGAAAGGUCUUGACUUGAUCUACGCUGGAAUUAAGGCUAACCAGGAACGCGCCGCCGUCGAAGCUAAGAACAAUCCUGAGGCCGCUAGACAACAAGAGGAGAAGGCCGCCUUGGACUACAAGGGACAAUACUACCAGCAAUAAAUCAAAGGAACAACAUAGAUUCUGUUAUAAGAAUCAAACACCACGUGUUCAACUGGAUUCAACACUGCCAUUUAUCAACAAGACAAAAAAUACACUUGUCACAUUUAAAACAGGAGACUGACUAGCCUGUAUAAUUGUUGUAGGGGCCGUAUAUCGCCUACAAUAUGGCUCAUUCAUAAAAUCUCGUAUUUGAUAAAUAUAAUACAAAUUUAACUAAAAUACCGGGAGACCGCCAUUUUAUAAAGAACAUUUCAGUUGCCCUAUAUGGGUCUCGAAAUAUUUUUUACAAAACACAAACUGUUGAAGUUUACUUCGUAGGCUUUAAAUUUAGUUUAGAUUAUACACAAUCAAUAUUUUUAAGGUUUGAAAUACUCAAAGUGGAACGGUUUUAUAAAAGACGUGUGAAUUCAAAAAAACAUAGCGCUUAGUAGGUACUUCUAAACUUCUAAAUAAAUAGAGUACUUACUUGUUAGUAGAUAUUGUUGAAAAUAAUUCACUGAUUGUAAGUCCACCUAAGAAUUUCGUAUUUUCAUAAGUCUGUAAAACGAACACUUUUAUAAAGCUGUGACCGAACCCUAAAUACGAAAGCGUUUUACCUUUGUACUUAUUUUAUAUACUUUUGUAAAUACCUUAUUAACUUAUGUUAUAUUUCGUAAUAAAACGUUGUAUGUACGAGUA